AAGCGUACGUUGAUUUAACUUAAUUUCGAUUAUUUUUAACCGUUAAUAACUCACUCAAUAAUGAAAAUAUUCAAAGCACAGAAAACAUUCUUCUUUAUAGAAUAUGUAAUGGGUACAGGUGCAUUUGCCCUAAACUGAAACAGAGCGAGCUGUGACCGUGGAAAUACAGAGUAUCUAUAUGUUCCCAUAUACCUAUAGGAGAUAGACAGAGAAAACAAAUGUCAGUGUGGCGGCCCCUUAAGAGAUGAUGUGAAGAAAGCAAAAAUUAUUUAAUAAUUAUUAUACAUAGCUGUUAUUAAUUGCAGUAGUCAUCGUUCACGUUCAGCAGGUGUUCUAUUAUAGGCGCUAAAACAUAAUAAGGCGUACAAAGAUAAUAUCAAAAAUCAAAAAUGUUUCCAAUACGUAUUCAAAUAAAUAAACGAACGCUACGAAUGAAAUUACAUUAUUUUCUUUACAUGGGUGGUGUAGCAUCAGUUCAAGGAUUUGCACCUACAAUAGCGAAACAACUGGGCUAUUCGCCGAUGGUGGUCGGUUCUGUUUUCACAUAUUUGUCCAUGUUAUCCUUCUUCGUGAAACCCAUUGUGGGAAUUAUCGUUGAUAAAUUUCGGGUGAAAAGAAUUAUGUUUCUCGCAUUUGUUCUGUUAUGCGGUCUUACGGCGUUUUCUAUAAAAUUCGUCCCGAAAAUACCCACGGAAGCUGUCGCGAAUCUAAGUUGUGGAGCGACAACGGUGAUGAACGUUUGUUCGAACGAUGACGACCGGUUGUCUCAAUGUGAUGACAGUCUAUUCAAGCUCGUAAAAUACAGCGCAGAACCCAUCGAAUGCCAAUUGCGUUGUGAACAGAACAAAUCGUUUCGGGACGAAAUCUAUAGAUCUUGGAAUAUCGUCGAUCACAAUAUUGAUAUAAAUCCAAAUAUUACGUAUAAAAACGACGAAUUUGAGGAUCUCGACGUGACUUUGAUUAUCUACGCAACAGACCAGGUCGAACAGAACAAUGUCGGGUUUCAAGUGAAAUCGGUACACAUCAUGAAAACCCAAGUCGCAUUUCCGGUCUGCCAGAGACCGGUGAGUACUCGGUGCAAGAUCAACUGCUCAAACGAUGUCGUAGUGGAAUUGGCGACCGUCCAAAAGUUCGAAGGGAGUGUUUUUGGCUUACAUCAGUUCUGGAAAUAUUUAACUGUCAUGAGCUUGUUUUGGAUUAGCCAAGCAAUCACUUGGAGUCUACAAGACCCCAUAUGCUUUGAUAUUUUAGGUGACAAGCCUGAAGAUUUUGGAAAACAAAGGUGCUGGGGAUCCAUAAGUUGGGGAAUUUUCUCAGUUUUUGGCGGAGCGCUGGUCGAUUAUUUCAGUUAUAGUGACUAUGAAAAAAACUACGUUCCAGUUUAUUAUCUAUGCCUUGUAAUCAUACUAUGGGAUUUUGCCUUGGCGUACAAAAUAGAAGUAACUGAGACAAUCGGAUCUAAGAAUACAUUUUCAGACGUAUUCAAAUUAAUAACUAAUAUGAAUGUCAUAGUCUAUUUGAUAUGGAUCGUAGUGAUGGGAAUUUGUACAACGAUGCCAUGGAACUAUCUAUUUUGGUACAUGGAGGACUUGACCCAAAAGUACCACAGUGACAAACAAUCGUGGACGAAAACUUUACAGGGUUUGGCCAUUGGAAUUCAAUGUAUCGGCGGUGAAUUGCCGUUAUUAUUUUUUUCCGGUUGGUUGAUCAAACGAAUCGGCCACACGUAUUGCAUGGCCUUAGGUCUUUUCACUUUUGCUCUCAGGUUCUAUCUGUACUCUGUGAUCACCAACCCCAUUUGGAUACUGCCCGUCGAGUUCACCAACGGCAUUACAUUUGGACUCUGCCACGCCGUCUUGCUAGCCUAUGCUAGAUUCGUUGCUCCGCCGAAUUCGGCCACCACCGUGGUGGCACUAUCCGGAGCACUUUUCGAAGGCGUUGGUACAUCAAUUGGUGGCUUGGUCGGCGGAUUUAUGUACCAAACAUAUGGCGGAGAGAAGACAUUUGAAUUAUUUGCGUAUGGCUCAUUAAUAAUGGGUAUUCUCCAUGUAAUAUUUAUUAAGUUAUAUAGGUAAUACCUAGGUCGAUGAAUACGAAAAUUACGAAAUAAAAUAAGAAAGAUUUAUUUUGAAACCAAGCUAGGUAUACUUACCUAGUUUUUUAAUAAGUCUUCUAUGGGAAAUAAAUUGAAAAUGUAAAUAAUUUGAUUAACAACAAAAUAAAUUAUUAAUGAUUUACUUUUCUGGAAACCUGUUUCAAUUGAUAACAUGAUUUUUACACUGCCACAGAAAUUGUAUUUAAAUAAAACUGACACGCAAAUAUUAUGUGCCUAAAAAAAAAAUGUCAAUAUCAAGUUUUUAAUUUUAAUACUCGACGUUCGUUCUUAAGUAUAAAUAAAAACGAUUCGAAUUUUUAUAACAAAAUACGUCUAUCUCGAUUGUGGUGUUUGGCAUAAAAGUUACGAUUGGUUGUUAUCAAAGUCAUAUGACGUAAGUUAUUUAAGUUUUUAAAAAUAUAUUUUUAGUAUUUAAUAUUUAUUUUUAAUUUAAUAUUGUAUUAAUUAUGAUGACGUCUCUGUUGUAUUGUUCAAAUUAUAUUUUUAAAUAAAUGUUUAUCUUUUUAGGCAGAAAAAUUAAGUCUUGAUAAAGUUAAAAGUAUUUUUUUACUAUUUUUAAGGAGAAAAUACUAUGCACCUGCCUACUGGCUAAUUUAUUUAAUUAUAAGUCAUGUUUUAGGUAAAUUUAAUACAAAAUAAUAAUGUUACAUACUAUUAUUAUUCAUAAUUAUAAUAUUAUUGUGUAAUUAUUUUUAUUGUUUCCGUAGAUUGUUUAAUUUUAUUAUUUGGUGCAACCUGCAGUGACAUAUUGCCAAUAAUAAAACAUAAAUUAUUAUAGUGUUAAGGUUUUGAUAUUUAUAAAUUAAAAGUCUGAAUGUAUUGAAAACUGUGUACAAAAAUUAAUGAUGUAAUAA
Messenger RNA from Acyrthosiphon pisum (pea aphid), 2970 nucleotides. RefSeq names its product major facilitator superfamily domain-containing protein 6. The record is from RefSeq and is a predicted model, not a curated record. NCBI's taxonomy places the organism in Eukaryota, Metazoa, Arthropoda, Insecta, Hemiptera, Aphididae. The transcript has 9 exons. Gene Ontology annotation, cellular component: membrane. The coding region runs from base 390 to 2075 and encodes 561 amino acids.